CAGCGAUGAGGACACGCUCGCAGAGCAUUGGCGUAGAUAUUCACCAAACCUUGGAAUUGGAUUCCGAGCAAAAUCUGGUAGUGCUGUGUGAGACACCCAAGAGAAUGCCAUUUCUAAAAAGGGGUCUGGGCGAGAAAGAAGGACGCUCACGCGUUUAGGGUAAUUAUGAUUUGAUUGUGAUUUGUGAAUUCGAUUUAGGGCCUGUUUGGUCAUUAGGACCUUUGGAGUUUAAUGCUGAGGAACGAGACUGGGGUGCCUCGACCGGGCGCAGCGAACACCUUCUUCCUCUUGUCUACUGCCAAACUCUGAUCCCUUCUUGGCUUCCUCGCAGCAACGGGGUUUGCUUCCCUGAGCUUUUUCUGAUUUCUCCUUCCUUUAUUCCCUCUGUCUCUUUCUGAUACAAACUUUAACCAUCCCCUUCACGUGUAAUUGUUCGUUUCACUUUGAUUUCUCAUCCCAAUCUGACCCUUUUCAGCUUUCGUUUCUUUCUACUCCCCACUCCUCCCUUCUGUCUCUCUCUCCAAUUAUCCAUUUCUUCCGGUUUUCUUUCAUCCGCUUUGCGUCCCUCACUUUGUAUUUCACUUGCGCGCUUUCUUUUCUUUCUCCAUUGCGGCGGAAUCUGGCUUUUCCCUUCUCUUUCUUCUGUGGGCGGGUCCGAUUUCGUCACUUUUUUGCCUCCUGCUAUUCUGAGAUCUCAGUCUUGAAACUCGGGUUUCGCUGCUUUUCAGUUCUUCAAGUUCUCCAUUCUACCUCAAUUUUAAGGCAAUGUCGCAAGGCUAUGCUAUUGAGCUUUACUUCGACCCUGCGCUUGAAAAUCAGGUCUUGAAGGCCUGGAAUGUCCUUGCUCGCCGACAAAUCAGUACCCAACUCAUCGAAAUUGAGUCGCGCCCCCACAUCACUCUUUUCUCAAGCCAAUUUAUUGAUCCUAUCAAGCUUGAAUCCAUUAUCAAGAAUUUCGCAGCCAAGCUUGAAACUCUGCCUCUAUCUUUCUCUUCCAUUGGGAGUCUGCCGAAUGACAGUAAUGUCCUUUUCCUUUCACCCACGCCCUCAGUCUCGCUACUUCAGUUCCAAGCGCAAUUGUGUGAUGCGCUGAAGAAAGAAGGCGUCGAGAUAAGCGAGGAAUAUCGCCAGGAUUAUUGGAUUCCUUAUUGUUCGGUUGCGCAGGAAGUGCCAAAAUCUAGGAUGGCUGAGGCAUUCUGUGUCUUGCGAGAUUUAAAAUUGCCAGUCAAUGGGUAUGCUACGGAUAUCGGACUGGUGGAGUUCUCGCCAGUUCGUGAACUCUGCUCAUAUGUGCUUGGCAAUCCAGUAGAAACAUAAGGUUAUAGUAUAAUGUAGAAUUUAGUUUUGUUUCCUAGAGGUGAGAGAAAUGCUAUUAUUAUCGUCUAUUGUUAGCUUCGUUUUUCUCUCUCUUAGUUUGAGAUUCUAUUGUCUUUUGGUUUCAAGAAUGUAUUGGAGGGCUUCAUUCUUCACAAAACUCUGUUGCUAUAACGACUGCCAAGAUGGCUGAAACUCGUAAAUAAUUUCUCGUGUCAAUUUGGAAUUUGCAUAAUAUGAUAGAUGGCGAUUAGUUUA
Prosopis cineraria is the source of this 1572-nucleotide messenger RNA. RefSeq lists its product as uncharacterized. The transcript has a single exon. The record is from RefSeq and is a predicted model, not a curated record. Lineage: Eukaryota; Viridiplantae; Streptophyta; Magnoliopsida; Fabales; Fabaceae. Bases 766 to 1317 code for a protein of 183 amino acids.